CAUCUCCUGUAGCUGGAACCCCCCACCGAGGUGUUCGAUCUUGGGUCAGCAGCAGCAACCGAUGGUGGGUGGUGGGAGGUCGUAGUACAAGUACUAGCAAUUUAACAAAGUUCAUUCGCCACUGCAUGGUUAGUGUUCUGAGUGAGGCAAAACUGACAGAAGAUGAAGGAGGAUAUUAUGUUUGACAACCAAACAAAGCCAUGCAAAUCGAGGGUUGACUCCAAAAGCAAUGUAAAUGUCCUAAAACCAAAAUUUGGAUCCUCCUGGGGUUCCCAGAUUGUCAAAGGGUUCACAGCUGACAAAAAGACCAAAAAGACAGCAGCUGCAGGAAGCAAGAAGCCACCUCUUGCAAGUGUGGAAAAUGUUGUUAACACGAACAACCAACAGAUUCCAUAUCAUUCUAGGGUUAAGAGAUCUCUUAUGGGAGAUUUCCCUUGUUCACCUGCUGGUGCCCAGGUUCACCCCCAUGUCUUUGAUUGCCAUGGCAUCAGGUCCCCAGCUUCGCAUGAUCUUUUUCUUGAAUUGGAUCAUCUCAGGGAACAACUACGUGAGUCGAAGGAAAGGGAGCUAGUAUCACAGUCAGAGCUGCGGCAAUGCAGAGAAAAUCCAAGAGUUUCAGAACUUGAAAAGCAGCUUGAUUCAAGAAAGAAUGAAAUUGACAGGCUCGUGCGUCUUAAAACUUCAUUAGAAGCUGAGAAAACAAGCCUGUCUGAACAACUAUCAGCUCUAUCUUCUAUGGUAGAGCAGCACGAAGAAAAUGCAAGGUUGGAUGGGCAUGGCAAUCGGGUUUCUAGUAUGGAUGGGGGCAAUGCGUCUUCUUCAGAAAAUUUGGAGUUUGAAGUUGUUGAGCUGCGACGUUUAAACAAAGAGCUUCAGUUUCAGAAACGAAACCUCGCAAUUAAACUCGCCUCAGCAGAGUCCAAAUUGGCUGGCAUUGAAAAGGACGCCGAGAGCGAGAUAGUUGCAAAGGUUCAAGCUGAGGCUUCAUUGCUGCGACACACAAACGCAAACUUGAGCAAGCAGGUUGAGGGCCUGCAAAUGAGCCGACUAACUGAAGUUGAAGAGCUUGCUUAUCUUCGGUGGAUCAAUUCUUGUCUACGUCAUGAGCUCAGUAACUCAGAUCAAGCAGCAAGAGCAAUGACAGAUGGAGAUUUUAGUGAUGGUAUGGUUUGUCAUGUUGAUGAUUGUGAUGGUGAUGAAAGGCUUGCUGAGAACAGCUCUGAUCAUAAGAAAUUCAGCAUUGCUGAGCGUAUCAAGCAAUGGUCUCAGAAUGAUAAGAAUUGCGAAGCAUCUAAAAAGGAGGCCCUUCUUGACAGAGCAUGGAUUGAAGCUGCAGAAUGCAGAAGCCCGACACGCAGGCACUCACUAGGUGGACCAAAAGGAUGUGCUCAGGAGUUUAGCAUUGUGAAGAGGCGGCAAUCUGAUACCUUUAUCUGCCUUCCUGAAGCGACAGAUGAGUCACUCUCCUGUACCAAGGAUGAGACAAUCAGAGAGAAGCGUGAACUUCUUGUGGAGAAGUAUGAUUUUGGUCGAUCUGAAAGUGCAAGAUUUCUUCUUGGCAAGUCAGAAAUAUGCAAGACUCAAAGUAUGGAUAUCGAAAAGCGUGCCUUGCGUAUUCCAAACCCUCCACCUAGACCUUCAGUUUCUGCGCCACAUUCUGGUCCAUCAAAUGGAUCAGCUGCGAAUCCACCGAAGCCGCCGCCGCCGCCGCCUCCUCCAAAGUUUUCCACAAGAAAUGCUGGGGUCAUGAAGAGGGCACCACAAGUUGCAGAACUUUACCAUUCACUUAUGAGGAGGGACUCAAAAAAGGAUGCUUCUGGGAGUGGAAUCUGUGAAGCUGCUAACUCUGCAAAUGUGCGGAGUAGCAUGAUAGGUGAAAUUGAGAACCGUUCUUCGCACUUGCAGGCUAUCAAGGCAGAUGUUGAGACUCAAGGUGAAUUUGUGAAAUCGCUGAUCAAGGAGGUAACAAAUGCAGCUUACAAAGAUAUAGAAGAUGUGGUGGCGUUUGUGAAGUGGCUUGAUGAUGAGCUUGGUUUCCUGGUGGAUGAGAGAGCAGUGCUGAAGCAUUUUGAUUGGCCAGAAAGGAAGGCGGACACUCUUCGAGAGGCAGCUUUUGGCUACCAAGACCUGAAAAAAUUGGAAUCUGAAGUUUCAAACUAUAAAGACGAUCCACGCCUUCCAUGUGACAUUGCACUGAAGAAAAUGGUUACAAUAUCAGAAAAGACGGAGCGGAGUGUCUACAAUCUACUGAGGACAAGGGAUGCUACGAUGAGGCAGUGUAAAGAGUUUAAUAUUCCUACUGACUGGAUGCUCGACAACAAUCUUAUUGGCAAGAUAAAAUUUUCUUCAGUUAAAUUAGCAAAGAUGUAUAUGAAAAGAGUUGCAAUGGAACUUCAAUACAUGGGACCUCUGAACAAAGAUCCAGCUUUGGAGUAUAUGCUACUUCAGGCUGUGAGAUUUGCCUUCAGAAUGCAUCAGUUUGCUGGAGGAUUCGAUCCAGAGACCAUGGAUGCAUUUGAAGAGCUGAGGAAUCUUGUGCAUGUCAGAAAUAGCACCCAGUAGGAAGUAGAAAAAAUGUGGAGAGGGGGAUAAUUCUAGCUUACUCUCUCAGUAAGCAUAUCAGACAGCUUAUUUUGCUUUAUGUGUUUGUGUGAUUGAUGAUUAGUGUGUGCAUGACUGUAUGUAUGUGUGGCAGUGUGUGCUAGGCUGAAGAAAUCAGCUGGUGUUUGCCUAGGAUUUUUGUAGUUACCAUGACUGAAAAAGAGAAAAAAAAGCACGAAACUUUCCUUGUAUGUUUUUUAUGACCUAAAAAAUGAGCCAUGCCA
This is a messenger RNA of Oryza brachyantha (malo sina), 2825 nucleotides long. RefSeq names its product protein CHUP1, chloroplastic-like. The record is from RefSeq and is a predicted model, not a curated record. Gene Ontology annotation, cellular component: chloroplast outer membrane. The transcript is spliced from 8 exons. The coding region runs from base 163 to 2562 and encodes 799 amino acids. Gene Ontology annotation, biological process: chloroplast organization. Lineage: Eukaryota; Viridiplantae; Streptophyta; Magnoliopsida; Poales; Poaceae.